Messenger RNA from Naegleria fowleri, 6024 nucleotides. RefSeq lists its product as uncharacterized. The coding region runs from base 1 to 6024 and encodes 2007 amino acids. The record is from RefSeq and is a predicted model, not a curated record. Gene Ontology annotation, biological process: endosome organization; regulation of early endosome to late endosome transport; receptor-mediated endocytosis. Gene Ontology annotation, cellular component: endosome membrane. NCBI's taxonomy places the organism in Eukaryota, Heterolobosea, Eutetramitea, Acrasida, Naegleriidae. The transcript has 2 exons.
AUGGGACAAGCCUAUUCGAAUCUUCCACCUGAGUUUGAACAAGCACUCCGGAAAGUCCUACAUUUUGAUUCUGGAACACUACAGCAAACGUGUCCGUCAUGGGAACAACAAGUGGAAGUAAUUAGAGAUAUUAUUCUACCGUUGUUUGAUCAUUCUCAAUUUAAACAUUUUGUUCAAACAAAAAUAGAUGCUCUCGUUCUCAAACAUUUGGGAUUUAUUUUGUCCUAUUUAAUUUAUAAUGUGUAUCAUGGAGUGAUCAAUGAUGCACCAUCGGAAUUAGACCAUCAUCAUCAUCAACAACAGCUUACGGUUCAACAAUCCAUGCUUGUUUUGGAGAUUGAAAAAAUUAUAAUUUGUAUCUAUGAAUUAGCAUCAUACUUUUUAUCAAAUCCAUUUCUCUAUCAAUCACUGGCACUAAAUUUAUUACAAAGCGAAAAAGAUAAAUCGCAAGAGAAGGAAUUAGUUUAUAACUAUUAUAUUGAACCUGCGUUUUACUUUAUCGCUAAUCCUAAAAUUCUGGAAACAGUACUCAAAUUUUUGAAAGAGCUGAUUAGUGGUGGAGGAAGUAGGGCCAUGUUUCUUUCGCCUAACACUGGCACUAAUUCCGAAGAGGAUAAAAUCAGUGAACGAAAGAAGCAAGAUUUUUUGGGAUCUGUUUUAGAAAUUCAACAACAUUUUUCUUUGAAAUCAAGAGGAUUUGAGCUGUUUUACACAAUUUUAGAGUUUUAUCUUCAUGGAGAGAAACCGAAGAAUCCAAAAAAGCUUGCAUUGAAAACUCACUCUUGUCACAUCAUUUUGAUUACCUUAGACAUCUUAAAAACAAUUUUAGAUCAAGAAAACUCACUUGUCUCACAGCAUUUUUGUUCUACUUUUAGGCUUGAGAAAGAGGCAACCAUUAUGGACAGAAAGAAAUUUUGCCAAACCGUUCUUUUAUUAUGUCAAGUUUAUCCUUUAACAUCAAUUCACCAAGAAGAGCAUCAAGUUGAUGUCUUUUUCCUCAUUAGGAUGAAUGCAAUUCAUUUACUAUUUAUUCUUCUCAAUGAGUCAUCCAUGACAGGGAGACAAAAUAUUUUAGAGUGUAUUAUAAUAUUCGGUGCAUUAUUACAUCAAAUGAGAGGGUUACUACUGUCUCCACAACAACAAAGCUCAGACCACUACACAAAACAAACUCUUAUUAGUAUGGAAUUUUUGCGAGUGUGUUGUAAUAUUGAUUGUGGAAAGUUAUACAAUAAUCCAUGUGAAAUUUUGAUCAACAAUCUUUUACCAUCUCAGCUAGUGAAACAACUUCUUACUCAACAAAAGCACUUGCAACAGGAUACGAAUCAAACGUUUGAUGCCAACAUUUUGUUACAUGAUUCCUCAUCGUAUGAUCUGAUAUGGAAUCAACAAAUGAGAGAUGAGCUUUUAAAAGCGCUAGAUAGUGAAAUUCUACUUGUCGAAGAUAGACUUGCUUCUAUUUCAAAUGAUUUACAAUGGACAUCCGCUCUCAACAUGUCUAAAGAUCUCAGAAUUAGAUACAAGGCAAUUUCUAGUGAAAUUGAAUCGAAUGGUAUUUAUAUUGAAAGAGCUCUUGAGUAUGCUUCUUCCAAUAGUGAGGACAAUAUUGAAAAUUUGCUCAGUGUUGGCACUUUUGAAGGGCUCUAUGAAAAAAUGUUCUUACUAUCCAACAUUGAUAAUGAUGAUGUAGAAAUGAAGACAAGAAUUUUAGGAUGUCUAUUCAAGCUUAAUGAAAUGAUUAGACUUGGACAACAUGUGCCACUCACUCCUUCUGAUAAGACAGACGUUAACGAGCAAACAAUCUUGAAUGUUCCUAUGCACCGAAUGAAUUACUUGUCACGAUUACUCUCUGUGAAGCAUUUCAAAGAUGACUACUUUUAUAAUACGACAUUGUUAAUAUCUUCCAUUCUGUCCAAUAAGAAAAAGAUACACUCCUAUAUGGAUGAUCUCGAUAAGGAAGACACCUUACAUAACUUGAUGUUUCAUAUGGUAAGAGAGCAACUGGUGGCACAUCACAAUUAUGUACACACAUCAAGUACGACGUAUGCAGAUGUAGAAGCUGUACGACGAAUUCUAUCGCUCCUCUAUAUUUUAGGAGAAUUGUUAAAUCAUAGACCAAGACGAAUGGUUGAUAUUGUCAACAAUCUACAUUAUGUGAAUGUUCUGGUGAUGAAUUUGAACAUACGAUCGAAUCGACCAGAAAAAUUAGAGCUGAUCUGGCAAACAGUUUUCUUGAUACAUACAUUGGUGGAAUCUCCUCUCUAUAACUCGUCAGCUUUGAGGCAACACUUACACAAAACAGGUAUAUUUGAAAUCAUGCUCAUCAUUAUUGCUACAAUGGAAGAACACAGUACCAAAUGUCUUGCAACUAUUGCCAAGUUCUUAAAGAGUUUCCACAUGAUACCAGUUUCAGAAGCAUGCACUGAAUAUUAUUCAUAUCUCAGAUACUUCUUACCAAGCCAAUUGCUGAAACUGUUAAAUAGUGAUAAGGAAAAAGAUGUAGAUACGUUUAUUUCUGCUGUUUCUAAAAAAGAUUAUAACUCACCAUUCCUCUUUUGGAAUUCUAACCACAGAGCGCUUUUGUGUGAAUCUUUGAAAAAUCGAUUCAAAGCAUUUGACGAAAAGAGACUGAAUUUGAGUUCUCAAAUUGUAGAGACGCAACAAGUGGACCCCUUAAAGUUACCGAAAUUGAUAUUUUCUAACUCUCCCUCAACAAACUAUCUUUAUGUUUACGAAGAACCAGUUGUAGUGAAAUAUUUAGACAUUGAAGACAAGUUAUCCGUCUAUGAUAUUUUUGUGGAGGGCUUUGUUAACAGCGUACCAAGUGAUGAUAUGGAAACUUAUAUAUCCAUCAAUGAAAUUGUAGAUCCAGAACUAUUUCUCUCCAAACUCAUUGAUGCACUUGAACAAGAACAAAAUAGAAAUAACGCAAAUUUAAUCGUUCAGGCUCAGACAAAACUCUUCUAUCAAUUCUCAUUAGGCAAAUUUACACCAAGUCAAUCUUCUUCCAUCCAUUUCUUAAAAUAUCAAGGUUAUUCCAGCUUGUUUAGAAAAUACACGACUCUGUUGACCGAGAUGCAAGACAUUGAAGAAAAAAUUAACUCCUUAAACGUUGUGGUACAUUUAUUGGCUAGUCAAUUGGAACCAGAACCUGAGAUUUCACACCGAAACAAAUUACUCUUUAUAACAUCGGGAGGAUUGAAUUUCACAUCCACGAAUAUUCUUAAGGAAGCUCAUUGCAGAGGCAAUGAACAAUUAAUGAUCAAUUGUUUGAGAGUACUUGAUGCCAUUGCUGAUGUAUUGAUGCCUGUGGCUUUAGAAGAUGAAGAACGAAAGUUAGUUCCAACAAGUUUCUUUGACGACUUUGUUCCAUUGCUUGAACCUUCGUACAUGCAACAAUUUCCAGAGAUUACUCUGAGAACCAUACAUUGUAUUAGAAAAUAUGCCAAACAUCAGCAAAUUGAUUUAGAAACAGCAAAUGUACCUCCAGUGUUGAACUCGAAUUCAGUGCUACUUAAGGACCACUCAAGAUUAAUUCAUAACAGGUUUAAACUGAUUCUACAAUUGGUAAAUCUUGGAUUGUUUUAUCGAGCAAUACCUUUUGAAAACACUGUGAGUGAAUCCAACGAUAGUGACUCUAUUUCAUUCAUGAAGACGAUUUGUCUGACUUGUAUUGAAAUUAUCCACUACUUGUUAUUGUCAAAAUUGAGUUCGCUGUUUGAGAGAAAUUUAGAAAAAUUUUUGGGAAAGAACAUUGUCACUUGUUUGUUGCAAAUCAACAGCAUUAAUAAUAGAAGAUCUAAUGCCAUUUUACUCUUCCCAUACGUUCAAACCUUUGAUGAUUUUUAUCAAUUUAUUCGAACAGAUCAUUCAGAUUAUUUAUUGGUAUGGAAUAAGGAAAUUCGAGGAGAUUUAGAAUCACUCAUUCAAGCAUGUAAGAAUGCCAAUGACAAUGAAAUGGUCAAUCAAAUAAUUCAAAAUUUUGUGCCAAACAGUCUAAAACUUGAAGGAGUUUUACCAUUAUUGAAUCCAGUGAUUGAUAUUUACACAGAACGUCUUUACAGAGCAUUCAAAGAUAGUAAUGUCAGCAGCUUGGGUGAAUUUUUCGAACACACGAAUGAAACUAUUGUGAACUCAACGACCUUUGUGCAAAGUUUAAUUUCUAGUUUACAUGCACUUUUGGUGGAAGAAUACAAACAGAAAUCUGUGAUGAAAGAUCGUUUGAGACCACUAUCCAUCCAAAUUCGACUUUUGCAUCUCAUCAUUUGCAGUGAAGAUUCUACAGAUCCAACCAGAGAAACACAAGAACAACAAUUAGUAUUCUUCAAUGAGUCAUACCAACAAAUUAUGAUUCAUUUGUAUCACUUAUUCAUUGGAUAUCUUGAUACCCUCUCGUUGGAAGAAGAGUACAUAUUGGUUGCUCUUGAUCAGACCUAUCAAAUUCUUUCGAGAAUCACCAAAUUCUAUGCCAAAUUUUACACCAAGAUUGGUUCCCAAAAAACAAGAGAUUUCUACAAAUUGGUAUUGGGAUGUUUACACAAAUAUCUUACAUAUAUUUUCUAUGCAAAGCAAACUCAACAUGUCCAAAGACAAGAGGCUCUUUUAUUGAAUAUUAUGGAAUUCAUUGCUAAUUUCUUCAAGACGCAACUUGAUGCCAACGAUAGAUCUACUUUUUCUGUGAAUAAUGGUUUAUUUGUGACACUUUUAUAUGCAUCUAUUGUUGGAGGAAAAUUUGACAAAAUGGCCGUAAGAAAGAAGGCGACUCAUUUACUCUCUCUCUUUGUGAAAUUAUCCAUUGAACAUGUCCAUUCUUUAUUGAAACAAGCAUUGUUCCCACUCUAUCAUACAUUCCUUCAGCAAGGAGAUGUAGAAGGUUUCAUCAGCUACUUUGAUGAAGAUCAUGUUAAUCCAGAGGUUAUUUGGAAUGCAAAAUCAAGAGAAUUACUUUCGGCAUAUUUGAAUGAACAUUUGAAACAAUUAUUCAACCACUUUUUCAUUUCAAAACGAUUGGAAGAUUACUCCUUGGAUGUACAGUCCUUUAGCAAUACAUUUAUACUCGAAAGUGAAUACGGAUACAAGAUUGGUCCAGUCUAUUUGAACAAGUAUAAUGAAAAUCCUGGCUAUAACUUUACAGUGAUCACCAAUCAACAAUUUUUGGAGUUAAUUAUUGAAAGACUUUCUGCUCUGUGUGCUAAAUUUGAGGAAACAAAAGUGAAUAACACAGAUGAAAGAAAAUCGAUUUGGAGAACUGCAUUCAACUUUAUUCAAAACCAAUCUCUCUCCUCUGACAAGUCUUUAGAGAAUAGUACAGGCCAAAUCCCUUCAAAUGUUGAACAACAACUUUUACUUUUAUUGGAGCUAUUUUGUAGGGAAAUUAUUUAUAUUACACAAUCCGAAGAGAAGCAAGAUCUCUUUGUCAUCAACUUGCUCUGUUUCUUGAGCUCCUUCGUGAAAAAGUAUUCAAACACUUUUUGUCAAUUUUUGAGCAAUUUUUCAGAUUUCACAACUAUUUUGUUGAAUGUUGGAAAUCAGUACAGAAAUAUUUUGAGAUCUGUCUUGCAAAUAUUAUUGGACCUAACCUCCAUGUUAAUUUCUUCCUCCUCAACAACAGCAUUACCUCAAGACCCAUCUACCACAACGUCAACAGCCUCUUCAACAAGUAUACCACCAUCACAAAUUUCUACUUCAUUAUUUGAGUCUUUGAUCGAUCAACUUGGAUCUGAAAUUAACCUUGCUUACAUUUUAAUGUUCAUUGUGAACAAAAUUCAACCUACACAAUGUGCUGAAUUUUUGUUGAAUUUUGCCAAAGUAGACUCUCAUUUGACUCAAUUCCUCACUGAAGCGUAUUCCAUUCCUCAAACAUUUUUCACUUCUACUCAUGAGGGACUUGUGGAAUGCAUUCACAAUGUGAACACUAAUAAUAAUGAAGGUUCGGAAUGGACAAUGGAAAAGUUCCAAAAUCUUUCCACCAAGUGUCAACAAAUUGUCUCAGAAUUUGAACAACAACAAGUUGGGACGAUGCAAUAG